ACACGGAGUGGAAGGCAAAAUGGCGGCGGCAGCGAUGGCCUGGUGCUGAGGGGAGAGCCAGGUCCUCGCGACCCCGCGUCGGGCCGCGCUGGCCGGCCGCAGCCCCCCGGCGUCUGUCCCCGCCCUGCCCCAUCCCGAACCCGGAGCGACGCUAGGGGCCCUGGGGGACGGGCUCCGGGCCGCCGCGGCGCCGGCCCUCGGGCCCGCAGCGGCUGUCCAGAAGCCUCACCGUCCCCUGCAGGUUAGUUACUUCCACUGUAAAGGAUUUUAACAUUCCUGGGACUUCCCCUUUCACCUUGGCUCAGAAGGAAGCUCCGAGUCUUUGAGUUAGCUCCUGAAGAAGUACUUUGCAGGGGCCACAUAUAGAUGCUUUCAUGAAGAGGGGUGAAAAGCCAGAAGGGUACAGACAGAUGAGGCCUAAGACCUUUCCUGCCAGCAACUACCCUGGCAGCAGCCGACAGAUGCUGCAGGAGAUCCGAGAAUCCCUGAGGAAUUUAUCAAAACCAUCUGAUGCUUCGAAGGCCGAGCAUAACCUGAAUAAGAUGUCGACUGAAGAUCCCAGGCAGGUGAGAAAUCCACCCAAAUUUGGCACACAUCAUAAAGCCUUGCAAGAAAUUCGAAACUCUCUACUACCAUUUGCAAAUGAAACAAGUUCUUCCCGGAGCCCUUCAGAAGUUAAUCCACAGAUGUUUCAGGAUUUGCAGGCUGCUGGCUUUGAUGAGGACAUGGUUAUUCAAGCUCUUCAGAAAACCAAUAACAGAAGCAUAGAAGCCGCUGUUGAAUUCAUUAGUAAAAUGAGUUACCAAGACCCUCGUCGAGAGCAGAUGUCUGCAGCAGCUGCCAGGCCUAUUAAUGCCACCAUGAAACCAGGAAAUGUGCAACAUUCAAUUAACCGAAAACAAAGCUGGAAAGGUUCUAAAGAGUCUUUAGUUCCUCAGAGACACGGUCCAUCUCUUGGAGAAAACGUGGUUUAUCGUUCUGAAAGCCCCAACUCCCAGGCGGAUGUAGGAAGACCUCUGUCUGGAUCCGGCAUUACAGCGUUUGCUCAAGCUCACCCAAGCAAUGGACAGAGAGUGAACCCCCCACCACCACCUCAAGUUAGGAGCGUUACUCCUCCACCACCUCCGAGAGGCCAGACCCCACCUCCACGAGGCACCACUCCACCUCCCCCCUCAUGGGAACCAAACUCUCAGACAAAGCGCUACUCUGGGAACAUGGAAUACGCAAUCUCGCGAAUCUCCCCUGUUCCAGCUGGGGCGUGGCAGGAGGCCUACCCUCCACCACCUCUUAACACUUCUCCCAUGAAUCCCCCUAACCAGGGUCCGAGGGCCAUUAAUUCUGUUCCAGUUGGUAGACAACCCAUCAUCAUGCAAAGUACUAGCAAAUUUAACUUUACACCAGGGCGACCUGGAGUUCAGAAUGGUGCUGGUCAGUCUGAUUUUAUCGUGCACCAAAAUGUUGUCCCCACUGGUUCUGUGAAUCGUCAACCACCACCUCCAUAUCCUCUGACCCCAGCUAAUGGACAAAGCCCCUCUGCUUUACAAACAGGGGCUUCUGCUGCUCCACCAUCAUUCGCCAAUGGAAAUGUUCCUCAGUCGAUGAUGGUGCCGAACAGGAACAGUCAUAACAUGGAGCUUUACAAUAUUAAUGUCCCUGGACUGCAAACAACUUGGCCCCAGUCAUCUUCUGCUCCUGUGCAGUCAUCCCCAAGCGGUGGGCAUGAAAUUCCUACAUGGCAACCUAACAUACCAGUGAGGUCAAAUUCUUUUAAUAACCCAUUAGGAAGUAGAGCAAGUCACUCUGCUAAUUCUCAGCCUUCUGCCACUACAGUCACUGCGAUCACACCAGCUCCUAUUCAACAGCCCGUGAAAAGCAUGCGCGUCCUGAAACCAGAGCUGCAGACUGCUUUAGCCCCGACCCAUCCUUCUUGGAUGCCACAGCCGGUUCAGACUGUUCAGCCUAACCCUUUUUCUGAGGGUACAGCUUCAAAUGUGCCUGUCAUCCCACCUGUUGCUGAAGCUCCAAGCUAUCAAGGUCCACCACCGCCUUAUCCAAAACAUCUGCUACACCAAAACCCAUCUGCUCUUCCAUAUGAGUCAGUGAGUAAGCCCUGCAAAGAUGAACAGCCUAGCUUACCCAAGGAAGAUGAUAGUGAAAAGAGUGUGGACAGUGUUGACUCUGCGGAUAAAGAAAAGAAGCAGAUUACAACUUCCCCGAUCACUGUUCGGAAAAACAAGAAAGAUGAAGAACGGAGAGAGUCUCGGAUUCAGAGUUACUCCCCACAGGCCUUUAAAUUCUUCAUGGAGCAGCACGUGGAGAAUGUCCUCAAGUCUCAUCAGCAGCGGCUGCAUCGGAAGAAGCAGCUAGAAAAUGAAAUGAUGCGGGUUGGAUUAUCUCAAGAUGCCCAGGAUCAAAUGAGAAAGAUGCUUUGCCAGAAAGAGUCUAACUAUAUUCGCCUUAAAAGGGCUAAAAUGGACAAGUCUAUGUUUGUAAAGAUAAAGACAUUAGGAAUAGGAGCGUUUGGUGAAGUCUGUCUAGCAAGAAAAGUCGAUACUAAAGCUUUGUAUGCAACAAAAACUCUGCGAAAGAAAGACGUCCUGCUCCGAAAUCAGGUGGCUCAUGUGAAAGCUGAGAGGGAUAUCCUAGCAGAAGCCGACAAUGAGUGGGUGGUCCGCCUGUACUACUCUUUCCAGGACAAGGACAACUUGUACUUUGUGAUGGACUACAUUCCUGGGGGGGAUAUGAUGAGCCUAUUAAUUAGAAUGGGCAUCUUUCCUGAAAAUCUGGCACGAUUCUACAUAGCAGAACUUACCUGUGCAGUUGAAAGUGUUCAUAAAAUGGGUUUUAUUCAUAGAGAUAUUAAGCCUGAUAACAUUUUGAUUGACCGUGAUGGCCAUAUUAAAUUGACUGACUUUGGCUUGUGCACUGGCUUCAGAUGGACACAUGACUCCAAGUACUACCAGAGUGGGGAUCACCCACGGCAAGAUAGCAUGGAUUUCAGUAACGAAUGGGGAGAUCCUUCCAAUUGUCGGUGUGGGGACAGACUGAAGCCACUGGAGCGGAGAGCUGCUCGCCAGCACCAGCGAUGUCUAGCCCAUUCUCUGGUUGGGACUCCCAAUUAUAUUGCACCUGAAGUGCUACUGCGAACAGGAUAUACACAGCUGUGUGACUGGUGGAGUGUUGGUGUUAUUCUUUUUGAAAUGUUGGUGGGACAACCUCCUUUCUUGGCACAAACCCCAUUGGAAACACAAAUGAAGGUUAUCAACUGGCAAACUUCUCUUCACAUCCCUCCUCAAGCUAAACUGAGUCCUGAAGCCUCUGACCUCAUUAUCAAACUUUGCCGAGGACCAGAAGACCGCCUCGGCAAGAACGGUGCUGAUGAGAUAAAGGCUCAUCCAUUUUUUAAGACCAUCGAUUUCUCUAGUGAUCUGAGACAGCAGUCUGCUUCAUACAUCCCUAAAAUCACACAUCCAACAGAUACAUCCAAUUUCGACCCUGUUGAUCCUGAUAAGUUGUGGAGCGAUGGUAGUGAGGAGGAAAAUAUCAGUGACACUCUGAACGGAUGGUAUAAAAACGGGAAGCACCCCGAGCACGCUUUCUAUGAGUUCACCUUUCGGAGGUUUUUUGAUGACAAUGGCUACCCAUAUAAUUAUCCAAAGCCUAUUGAGUAUGAAUACAUUCAUUCACAGGGCUCAGAGCAACAGUCUGAUGAAGACGAUCAACACAGCAGCUCGGAUGGAAACAACCGAGAUCUAGUGUAUGUUUAAUAACUAGGAGAUCACUGCCAGAGCUUGCAAGAGGCCUGCAGUGCAGGGGUUGAAGUUUUGAGAAGAGUGUGCGAAUGUGACAGAGUUUGUGUGCUCUGUGUACAAUGUUUUAUUUUCCUAAGUUAUGGGAAAUUGUUUUAAAUGUUAAUUUAUUCCACCCUUUUAAUUCAGUAAUUUAGAAAAAAUUGUUAUAAGGAAAGUAAAUUAUGAACUGAGUAUUAUAGUCAAUUCUUGGUACUUAAAGUACUUAAAAAAUAGUGCUCUGUUUAAAAAGAGAAGCCCGGUAUCUUUUGUAUAUAUGAUAAAUAAUUUUAAAAU
This is a messenger RNA of Mus caroli (Ryukyu mouse), 4085 nucleotides long. It is a transcript of the gene Lats1, whose product is annotated as large tumor suppressor kinase 1. NCBI's taxonomy places the organism in Eukaryota, Metazoa, Chordata, Mammalia, Rodentia, Muridae. The record is from RefSeq and is a predicted model, not a curated record. Gene Ontology annotation, molecular function: protein serine/threonine kinase activity; protein binding; ATP binding. Gene Ontology annotation, biological process: peptidyl-serine phosphorylation; G1/S transition of mitotic cell cycle; regulation of organ growth. Gene Ontology annotation, cellular component: spindle pole.